CACACACACACACACACACACACACACACUGUGACCUUGUUUACAUAAAUGUAUUUUAUCUUUAUUAUUUUUGAGUCUUUGUCCUGAGCGGUGGAUAUUCAGGAGUCAGAUGUGUGUGUCCAGGUUUCUGCAGUGUGUGUCCUACUCUCUGGUUCCCAUGGCGAUGGUCUGCAUGCUGUGCAACAUCCUGCUGCUACUUCCUGAUCUGAAGAUCCACUUCCUGUUGGACGGUCAUGUGACCAGAGAGGCCACCUGGGCUCCAGGGCUAUGGGGUUCCGGGUUGGUGCUGUUAGCGGCCCGGUCCUUUCUGAGGAGCAGCAGAACCACCGGCUGCUUCACCUUCCGACGGCAGAUGUUCUUUCAGAUGCUGUUCUCAGGUGUGUGUGUUCUUUCGGCUGGGUUCUGUUCUCUGGUUUCUGCCACGGCUCUCACUCAGGGUCCUCUCUGUCUCUACAACGACACACAUACUCUGACCUGGGGGGUUCCACUGCAGCCUCUCGCAGACCGCCACUCAGGUUAUUUGUACAACAGGUCCGUCUGGUACUCGGUGUGUGUACAGCCGGGGGGGGUGGUGCUGUGGAAUGUGGUUCUGUUUGGUGUGAUGGGGGGGGUCAGCGCUCUGCAGACACUGCUGUGUGGAGUCAACGUCCUGAACACCAUGCUAGGACUGCUGCUGGGGGGGGGGCAACAAGGUCAGUCCGGUUGCAGUCUGAAGUUUCGUCGUGGAUAUCUAAACUCCUCAGAUACAAGAACGAAGUCCCCCAUGAAAACCUGGAGGUAAUAAAACCAGUUCUGAUUCUACACUGGAACGUUAUUGCGUGAUGACGUCCUGUGUGGCUGACGCAGCGGGGGCGUGGCGUCACCUGUCUCAGGUAAAAAGGUUCUGCGACAACAGAGAGCUUCAAACAGGAAGUGAUCAUCUUCGCCUGCAGACCUUCAGACUCACGGCUCCUCGAGGAGCUCCGGAACAAGAUCUACA
This is a messenger RNA of Eleginops maclovinus (Patagonian blennie), 979 nucleotides long. RefSeq names its product transmembrane 4 L6 family member 19. The coding region runs from base 110 to 781 and encodes 223 amino acids. The record is from RefSeq and is a predicted model, not a curated record. Gene Ontology annotation, cellular component: membrane. Lineage: Eukaryota; Metazoa; Chordata; Actinopteri; Perciformes; Eleginopidae. The transcript has 7 exons.